AAUCCGAAAUCCGCCAUAUUUUACUGGAGAGUCGCCCAUUCCUUUGGGCAGUCUGAUAUUUUGUUCUAAUUUAAUCAAAUUAUGAUUUUUAUGAGUUAACGGUUAUAAUUUUAGUGUCUCUGUGUAGUGAUUUAUUCCUAGAACUUUCUAACAUUCUUCCAAUAUAAACUGAUGUGGUUUAUUCUCUUUCCUGUUCGUUUCCCCAAUCUAAUCUAAACAGAAAAUGGCCGACGGUGUUGGUGCGGGUGUCUCCUUUGUUUAGGGCUGAAUUCUAGUGAAUAUAAGUGUUUAUAGAAAUAAUGCCUAGUGCCUCGUUUUCCUCUUCGCGUUCUUACGUCCGUAGAUCGCGAAGAAAAGGCGGACAUCGGAUACCAUUACCUUCAAGAACACAAUCGAGUGAGCCAUGUGAAUCAGUCCCUUGCCCAAAUAACGUGACAGGCGCAAUGGCGGCUACGGCCGCAUGCGCCGGUCCGAGCGGCAGCGGCGGCGGCGGUGGUUCCCCGCCUGUGCCGGCUGCGGCCGCUGCCACCACCGCCGGCCACCACAGCCCCUAUGAUCUGCGCCGCAAGUCUCCACCCGCCUACCACGAGCCCGGACCUUCGGGCGCUUGCUCUCUACCCGCUAGGAAGAGGCCCAGAACCUCUCUGGCCCAGGGUGUGGAUGUGUGCAAUGUAUCACAGUAUCUGCAAUAUGAGCUCCCGGAUGAAGUACUGCUGUGUAUUCUGUCCCACCUCACCGAGCGAGACCUGUGCCGCGUCGCACAAGUCUGCAAGAGGUUCAACACAAUUGCAAAUGAUACUGAACUAUGGAAAAGUUUAUAUCAGUCAGUGUUUGAAUAUGAUACACCCCUGAUGCAUCCCGCCUCGUGUCAGUUCGAGUUCGUCCCGGCCGAUGAAUGCGACGCCGAUAAUCCGUGGAAAGAGAGCUUCCGGCAGCUAUACUACGGAAUCCAUGUUCGCCCCAACUAUCGUCCUAAAAAAGAAUCGCGUAUCAAACAUUUUAAUACAAUUAGGGCGGCUCUCGAGUAUGUGGAGGAACGCGCCGGUGUGGGCGGCGUGAGUAGCGCGAGCAGUGCAAGUGGGGCGAGCAGCGCCAGCGGCAGCAGCAGCACGUUGAGUGCCACUUGCGGCGGCGUGUGCGCGGCCGGAGCUUCGGGCGCGACGGCCUGCUCGUGCCGGCGCGCGCAGCCUGCACUCGUGUUUGUGCACGCCGGACACUAUCAGGAGGAGUGUCUCGCCAUAGAGACCGACGUCCAACUCAUUGGUUGUGCCCCAGGAAAUGUAGCUGAGUCAGUUAUCCUGGAACGUGAGGCGGAGUCAACAUUGACGUUCGCCGAGGGUGCGAUACGAGCGUAUGCCGGACACAUGACGCUCAAGUUCUCUCCAGAUGCAUCCAGUACAAUGCAACAUCAUAAGCACUAUUGUUUAGAAGUGUCAGACAAUUGCUCGCCUACAGUAGAUCAUUGCAUUAUUAGGAGUGCCAGUGUUGUGGGUGCAGCGGUGUGUGUAAGCGGCGCAGGCGCAACGCCCAUCAUCAAGCACUGCGACAUCAGCGACUGCGAGAAUGUGGGACUCUAUGUGACUGACUACGCACAGGGCGAGUACCUUGACAAUGAGAUCUCGCGGAACGCGCUUGCCGGCAUCUGGGUCAAGAACUACGCCAGUCCCGUCAUGCGUAGGAAUCAUAUACAUCACGGCAGAGAUGUUGGAAUAUUCACAUUUGAAAAUGGGCUGGGUUACUUUGAAGCAAAUGACAUACACAACAACAGAAUCGCUGGUUUCGAAGUAAAGGCUGGUGCAAACCCCACAGUAGUUCAUUGCGAGAUUCAUCACGGACAGACUGGCGGUAUAUACGUCCACGAGUCUGGUAUAGGGCAGUUUAUAGACAACAAAAUACACUCGAAUAAUUUCGCCGGUGUCUGGAUCACAUCUAAUAGUAACCCGACCAUUCGCCGGAAUGAGAUUUAUAAUGGUCACCAAGGUGGUGUGUACAUAUUUGGGGAGGGACGCGGGCUCAUAGAGCACAAUAAUAUUUAUGGAAACGCUUUAGCUGGUAUACAGAUACGUACUAAUAGUGAUCCAAUAGUAAGACACAAUAAAAUCCACCAUGGACAACAUGGCGGAAUCUACGUCCAUGAGAAGGGCCAAGGGCUCAUCGAGGAGAAUGAGGUGUACGCCAACACGCUCGCCGGUGUGUGGAUCACUACCGGCUCCACGCCUGUACUUCGCCGCAAUCGUAUACAUUCGGGAAAACAGGUUGGGGUAUACUUCUAUGAUAAUGGCCAUGGUAAAUUAGAAGACAACGACAUAUUCAAUCACUUAUACUCAGGCGUUCAAAUUAGGACAGGUAGCAACCCUGUAAUUAGAGGUAACAAAAUAUGGGGUGGCCAGAAUGGGGGUGUACUAGUAUACAAUGGGGGCCUAGGCCUGUUGGAACAGAAUGAGAUAUUUGAUAAUGCUAUGGCUGGUGUAUGGAUUAAGACUGAUUCCAAUCCCACACUCAAAAGGAAUAAAAUUUUCGAUGGCCGGGAUGGAGGCAUUUGUAUCUUCAAUGGGGGAAAGGGUGUGUUGGAAGAAAAUGAUAUAUUUCGCAAUGCACAAGCGGGCGUAUUAAUUUCAACCCAGAGUCAUCCAGUGCUACGCAGAAAUCGAAUUUUCGAUGGACUCGCCGCCGGCGUCGAGAUCACCAAUAAUGCCACAGCUACUCUUGAGCACAAUCAAAUUUUUAACAACAGAUUUGGAGGUUUGUGCCUAGCGUCGGGCGUCUCACCUCUUGUGCGUGGCAACAAAAUCUUCAGCAACCAAGAUGCAGUGGAGAAGGCAGUGGGCGGUGGACAGUGUUUAUACAAAAUCUCUUCCUACACAUCCUUCCCAAUGCACGACUUCUAUAGGUGCCAGACAUGCAACACGACAGACCGUAAUGCCAUUUGCGUAAAUUGCAUUAAAACGUGCCAUUCCGGACACGACGUAGAAUUCAUUCGCCAUGAUAGGUUCUUCUGCGACUGCGGCGCGGGUACGCUGUCGAACCAGUGCCAGCUGCAGGGCGAGCCCACGCAGGACACGGACACGCUGUACGACUCGGCGGCGCCCAUGGAGUCGCACACGCUGAUGGUGAACUGAGCGGUGACCGCUCCACCGCCCCGCCAUACCGCCCACCGCCACGCCACACGCCGCGCGUCGGAAAUCAGUAUUCGUCGGAAACUCCUAACUCGAGCUCAGUGCGCGGACAAAGUCAAGAGGUAACCAGUAACGGUAAAAGUGAAGCCGCAAAACAAUGUAAUCAUACUCAUACAUUUUCACCAAUUAUAAUUAUCAAAAAUGUUUUGAUAUCAUUAUAUAAAUAAAUAUUCUUCGUAAUUUACACAUUUAAAGCUUCACUUUGAUUGUAUGUACUGUUGUCUCUUGACUUGUUUCUUGCCUUGUCCAGUUCGAGUCUUUAUUUAUUUAUAGCUUUACUGCCGGCCGACGGCCGCCCGCUGCCAGCCGGCUUUCCCUAUGUACGUCGAUUUUUAAAUCGAUAGACAAAAAUUUUAAAGUUCAUAAUCGUAUCGGCAGCUCUUUCUCUUAAUCUUUUCUAAAAAUCUAUUCGAUUCUUCUUUAUUUCUACAAUUAUCAGGAACUGAAAUAAUCGAAUCCAAGAAACUUAUUUUUGUCUAUCGGAAUAAGAAUGGCAACUUUACUUCUAUAGUUCACUUAUUUUUAUUAUCUAAAACCCCACAUUGUUUAGCACUCGUCGUGAUAUCGGACGAGUGUUCGAGAUUGUGCCGUUCCACAUUUUUCAUCUUUGUACUUUAUAUAGCUGAAGGAAAAGUAUACAUAUUUCAGAUAUCGUAACACUGUUUGUAUAUGUAGAAGUUUUUUUAAUCAUUCAUCGGUACUUAAUAAUUACGUAUUUUGUCAAGUAGUAUCAUGCAUUCCCAAAUUGUAAUCAUAUUAUAUAAUAUCGAGAGAUCACAUUGAUAUUUAGAAUAAUGUUAUUCAUUUUGUAAGAUGUAGGAGCGUAUAAUUAUAAUAUCCGCUAUAGUUUCAUGAUCAUGGGGAAGAAUAUAAUUAUGUUUAUUUACUUUGAACGAAACAUUAUUUAGUUCGUAAAUAGUUCACAAUCCAACGGCUGUCGAAGUCAGGAUGGCUAUUUGUAAUAUAAUUUCUUUUUAUCUUUUUGACGACAAGAUUACAUUUUUAUUUUGGGGCAUUUAUUCCUUAGCUCUCCUGACAAUAUAAUUGAUUGUUCAGACGUUUUAGUUAAUAAAGAUAAUUGUCCAAAUUAGUUUGUAUUAUUAUGGGGUAGAGUGGCACGCAUUGCGCGAGUCGUUGCUGGUAUGUGAAGUUAGUGGACGCUAGGCGCGGCGCACUAAUUAAUCUCUUUUAGGAGUCUGCCUCGCCUAACUAUUUUGGCGCUCCAAAUGCGCUUUGUAAAUAUUUAUGUCACACAAUAAUCGAAAAUGUAGUAAUUAAUGUAUUUGUAUCAUUAUAUUUUUAUUAUUGAUCACAUGUAUGUUUAAUUAUGGAAUACGUAUUUUACGCUCAUAAGGGUUGAACGCUGCGCUCUAGCGAGCGUUGCGUAGAGAGAGUGCUGCACGCAAAUGCAGCUGUUUAGAUAGUUCUGAGAUAUCAAGAGGCGCAAGUCGCGAGCCGCAAACGCGGCCUGCUAGUGUAUAUUAAGAGGAAAAUUAAGAACGGAUGUGCGUAUUUAACUGGAAAAGAUCUUAGGUACAAUUGAUAUUUUAUUAUAUUGUUAAUUUAAAUUUGGUAUUGAUAUCGAUCGAGAAGCAAUGUUAGGAAACUGGGAUGAGCCGCAAGUGAGUGGCCAGAGUGCUGAUAGUGAUAAGUUUAGCCAAUAAGCUAUGAUGAAAGUCUAAAUUACUCAGUAAUCACUAUUAAAAGUUUCGAAUUGUUAAAUCGUCUCUCCAUAGCACGGUAUGUUCUGAAUCUGCUUUUUUAUAAUCCGUCUGUGAUCAUCACUAAGUGAAAAUAUUUUAGUUGAACGGGCUGAAUUAUUAGAAUUUUAUGACUUUAUCAAGUAAAUUGUCGUGGAUCCGUUGCUUUAUAUAUUUGAAUGUGAAAUUGUUAUUUAUUAUGGAAUUAUCAAUAUGAUCUUAAUUUAUUAAAUUCAAAUCUGAUGUUUUGUUUAUACAUGAAAAUACCAUUGUAAAAGCCGUGAUAAUACAUCAUAUAAUAUUAU
Molecule: messenger RNA, 5181 nt
Organism: Achroia grisella
Lineage: Eukaryota; Metazoa; Arthropoda; Insecta; Lepidoptera; Pyralidae
Gene: FBXO11
Product: F-box only protein 11
Exons: 14
Coding region: 300-3119 (939 amino acids)
Biological process (GO): protein ubiquitination; ubiquitin-dependent protein catabolic process; regulation of apoptotic process
Molecular function (GO): protein binding; zinc ion binding
Source: RefSeq, a predicted model, not a curated record